AUGAAGCAUGAUCUGCUCUUUCCGGCAUUUGUGGGUACAGUGUUAAUGUUUUUGGUGCUUCCUAAUGCGGCGGGUACAACCUUAAGGUAAGUUUCUUGAAGAUUUCUUACUUUGUUUAUCAAAAUAACGUCUGAUUCGACAUUCUAAAAAUACUGGUAUAGAAAUACGAAAUGUCAAAGAAGAGAAAAUGCCUUUUUGGCCGAAACUGCUUGCAUUUUACGCAUUUAUGGGACUACUGAAGAAUUUUCGGCGUUGAUAUCUGUAAAGAUUGUAAAUUGUGUUAUGUGAACAGAUCAAGAAAUAAAUACUGUGUUUGUUUUGUUAUUCCACAUUCAGCAAGGCAGAUCAGCCAGGAGUUUCUUUUCAAGACUGUAAUGGAACUGACUGGAAGAAAACUUAUCCUAACCUGGAUUUUGUACUUCUUGGUUACGAUAUCCUGCAAGGCAAUCCCAUUGCCAAAUACGACCCUGGCUUUACCCAUCCAAUAUUCAGAGCCGACUACUCAGAGCAACGACAAAGUGCGGACUGUCGUUACAGGUUCCCAGCAAGUUUCACAGUUUACCCCAGCCAGUUUUGCUCGGUGUCAUUUGCGUCUAGACUAGUUCAGAAUAAGAAAGAUAUGACCAAACUCCUUGGAGCCUCGGCACGUGUCGAAGGUGAGCUUAUAUCACGUAACCAUUAGCAGUCCCUGCUUUUUGGUGAGGUCCAUCGCACGAGUCAAAGAACACAAAAAUCAGUGGGAAAAAAAACUAAUGUUUGCGUGCCGCACAGAACCCCGUGGGUGAAGCGCACGAAAAGUGGGAACUACUGUGAAAUUCUAGUCCCAAUCGGGCAUAACCAACGACAUUCCUGAUCUUACUGUCCUAUCAAUCUUUAUGUCAUCUCAACACGAGGGAGAUCUUUAUUGAAAAGAUCACUUUUUCCCAUGCGGGUGUGUACACAGAACUUGCCCUCCCCCCUUCGACAAUGUUAGUAAAAUUAAACAGUCACUACGUCCUGGUUUAUUGUUGGGGAAGAGGGGUGGGGGAGGGGGGAGUUAAAUUUUAGUACUAUCACGUUAAGUGUUCCAAGACUUUUCACAUCCAUUGUACCUGCUCAGGCCUUUCAGAAAAUCACAGAAUGGACUUCGAAUCAGAACAUUCUAAGUUAUUAGAUUAUUAUCAAUCAAUCCCUGAGACUUACAAUAGACCCAGACUUCAAUUCAAAUAUAAAUAAAGUAAAUGCUGUCCAUACUUUAGGGUUCUGACCAAAACUACCUAAGAACUAAAAGUUAUUAAGAAUUCUUCUAUCUUUGAUCUCAAGUUGCUGCCAUUAAUGUCAUUAUGUAUUCAGGUGGAGGAGAAUUGGAAUUUCAGUUUUCUGCCAGUGCAGACCUCAAAAGAGAAGUAGCUGAAAUGAAAUCGGGAAAGUAUGUGCGAAUCAUUUCUAGUGCACAGUGUCAGCGUUAUCGCAGUAACAUUGACCUGGCGAGGCCUCCACCGUUUGAUCCAGGUUUUAUUGAGUGGGCAAACAAACUAGCAGAUUCAAGUGCUAGUGAAGGAGAUGUUUUACAAUUCAUAAAAUACUACGGAACUCACUUCUUCUCAGACGUCACAUUUGGAGCAAAGUUCAUUCAAAGCCACAAGAUAAGUCAAGCAGAUCUAGAGAAAUUAAAGAAGGAAUCAAUGAGUGUGGAAGCCCAGGCGAGCUACUCGGCUCUAUUCAGUGUCGGCGGUGGAUCGUCCAUGGAUAGCGAUCAAAGAAACGCUGUAACAAAGUUUAUGAAGAAUGUAGAUUGCACGACCACCCCCGUUGGGUCCGUCCCACCCAGCAAUGGAGACGCUGCGACUUGGGCAACAUCAGUUCAAUCGAACCCUGUCCCUGUUAUGUACACUCUGCUUGGUAUAGAGAACCUGUUCAGCGAUCAUUUUACCAGAAAUCUUUCACCUAAAGUUAGCUACGUUGGUCUAAAGAAGAAAUUGGCUGAUGCUGCGUAUAAACACUGUCAGGUUUUGAGGAAGCAUGGUAAAGUCCCCUCUUGCAGCUUUAAAGUUAAGAUUGAAGGACAUGGAAUUGGAUUUGAAGAUAAAGGUGAGACUACUUUGGCAAUUUUGAGCCUACAGUUAACGAAACAUUCAAAUAUUUUUCCCUCCAUUCUUUUUUCCGUUUCAUUGGUACCUCUUUGAUUACACUGUACAUUACACACCUAACCUAUUGAGCGUUCAGGAGCACGGAUGGAAAAAUGAUUCAAUAUCCCGCUGUAUUGUAAAUCUGAUUUCCUCUUCGUUUCAUUUCUAAAGCAUUCCGCAGACAGUAACAGCGCUCGGUUAAAUGCUCAGUUAUCGUUUAAACACUAGGAUUAUUUGCGUAAGUGUUUGAUCGCUCGUUCUGUCGAGUUUAUGGCGUUUUAUGGCUCGUUUUGUCGAGCUUAUGAUAACUUUUACAAUAUUAGGAUUUUCCUACUUUGACGUUAUAUCUGUAAAAUAUGAUAUCGUAAUCAAUAGCAGCUCAUCCCUCCACCAUAGGGUACCGGCAGAGCUGUCUUAUCAUUCUAAUCGAAUUUUUCUUGACUCUGAAGUUUCAGAGUACAUCCGAGACAUAGACAGAGACUCGUGUGAAGAAAUGUGUCUUGACAACGCUGAUUGCGUGGCUGUUGAAUACCGCAACUCUUCUUCAACAACAGUUUGCACACUUAGGGAGAAAAACGCUAAUGGGUUUAAAAUAGUUAAUAUUAAGAAUAGUCAAAUAAUCGUAUUUCUUUCAAAAUUGGCAACUGGAAAAGUUUCUCUGUCAUUGAACCCUGCACGCCUAAAAGGAAACGCCUUUUGGAGUUAUUACACAAGCACUGAACGAAGAUGCAUCAGUGAGUGUAAAGAGAGAGCGGAAUGUGAUGGUUACUGGCACAAUCGGGGCAGGUGUCAUUUGAUGUCAGUUCAAGAUAUGACAGGGAUUGAGUUCGCUUCUUAUGAGUAUGCUGGAUUUCUACCCAGAUCUUAA
Pocillopora meandrina is the source of this 2976-nucleotide messenger RNA. NCBI's taxonomy places the organism in Eukaryota, Metazoa, Cnidaria, Anthozoa, Scleractinia, Pocilloporidae. The record is from the annotation of a GenBank genome assembly.